Molecule: messenger RNA, 1473 nt
Organism: Aphanomyces invadans
Lineage: Eukaryota; Oomycota; Saprolegniomycetes; Saprolegniales; Verrucalvaceae
Exons: 12
Coding region: 34-1305 (423 amino acids)
Biological process (GO): proteolysis
Molecular function (GO): protein binding; aspartic-type endopeptidase activity
Source: RefSeq, a predicted model, not a curated record
GCACAAAUUGCGCUGCCAACACCCCAGAAUUCGAUGCAGCUGACGGUGGGCUACGAAGACACAUUCAUUCAAGUCGAAGUCGAUGCAGAGGAGCCAGUAGAGAACAUCAAGGCUCUUAUUGAAGCGCAGCUUGGCAUUCCCUUGAGCUCGCAGGUACUCGUGCUCAACGGGCGGCCGAUCAACCCGAACGGCACGGUGACUCAAGCUGGCAUCCAAAACCAUGAUCUUGUACUGUGCACAGCACUGCAACCACCACGCCUCGCAACUGCGGCUCCCUCGCCGUUUUCACGUGCACCUGCGUCUAUUCAAGCUCGCGCUGGCAUGUUUAUGCAUGACAUCCCGCCCAACUGUACGGCGGAACUGCUCAUCGACAUCAUGCGGCUGAAUCCACAACUACUUCGCCAGAUCGAAGAGGGAAAUCCUUCGUUGGCCCAGUCACUUAAAUCGAACGAUGUUGCGGGCGUUCGCAUGGCGCUGAUGAAACAACACAUGGAAAUUGCAGCGAGAAAGUACAAAGAAGAGCAGGAAGCGCUCGAGUUGGAGCGGAAUCCAUUCUCCGAAGAGGCGCAGGCCAAGAUCGAGGAAGCCAUUCGGCUUGGCAACGUCCAGCAGAACAUGGAGAUUGCCAUGGAGGAGAUGCCCGAAGCGUUCGGGCGAGUACACAUGCUGUACAUUCCUACGAUGGUCAACAAUACCCCCGUCAAGGCAUUCGUGGACUCUGGCGCGCAGUCGACGAUCAUGAGCUCGAAUUGCGCCGAGCGAUGCGGCAUCAUGCGACUCGUCGACCGCCGAUACGCUGGCCAGGCCGUCGGCGUCGGGACGGCCAAGAUUAUCGGGCGCGUGCACAUGGCACCACUCAAGAUCGGCAACGUGUUUUACAAUUGUAGCUUCACGAUUCUAGACCAGCAGGGCGUAGACUUUUUGUUUGGAUUGGAUAUGCUCAAGCGCCACCAGUGUUCGAUCGAUUUGCAUCGAAACGCGCUCGUGCUGCGUGAUGGAGCAGGCGACCACGAAGUGCCCUUCCUCCCCGAACAUGAAAUUCCCGUGUCGGAGCAAAGUUCGCUCCCGCCGCCAUCUGAAGCACCCGCCACGAAUGCAACUCCUCCGGCCGCACCCACUGCCGCGUCCACUUCCCCGACGGCGCUUCCCCAGAGUUCUGCUUCCGGAGGGGGGCUUACGCCAGACCAGUCGGCCAAAGUCCAGCAAUUGGUCGACAUGGGCUUUCCAAACGUUCAGGCGGUGCAAGUCCUGGCGUCAUGCAACUGGGAUGUCAACAUUGCCGCGGGGCUGUUGUUUGAAUCGUAAACGAUUGGAACAAAGUCGCCUUUCGAAUGUCGACAAGCACCUCUACGUUAGUCUUCGUGGAAGGCCUUGACGAGGGCCUCUACGUCCCGAAACGGGCAAAACACCGAGUCGGUGUGCGUGCCAAAGAAGAUAUUGUCUUCGUCAAACGUGGCGGCGACAAACCAUUCG